AUGUCACCGACGACAUGUGCGCGGAUAUGCAGCUUAUUUUGGUGGCUUUCUCUCCUCCAGCUUGCCACGGGGGCCGAAGUGGAUGAGGACGCCAUCGACAAGGCCAGUUCCGGUCCGGUAUACUCGUACCGGCCGAGCAGUGUCGAUUUCGGCCUCGCAUCGUCCAACGACAGCAUCUUGUCAGAUGACGGUUCCCCCUGGUCAUACAAACCAACGUGUACAGCGAAUCUCAGCGAGAUCGGCAGCGAAUUGUGCGUGUACACGGCCAAGUUCUUCAGCAAUGGCCGCGGCAUCUCGAUCUUCACGACGCCUGCCAUCGCAGUGGAAUUCGCCGUCACUCUGGCUUUCUUGGAUGAGCAAGAGCCACCACCCAUGCCAGACAACACGCUUCGUAUCAACACCUUCACCGGUGCCUGGUACACUCAGUCUGUACCGGGCAAGGGGAUGGGCACGCUGGCGAAGCGCGACCUGCUCCGCGGCGACACCAUCACGGCGUAUACCCCCGUGCUGCUCGCGUACAAGGAAGACAUUCUCCCCCGAGACGAGCGGGAGAGGUUCCUGCAGCUGGCCCUGGCCCAACUGCCGCCCCCGUCGCGUGAAGCGUACUUGAAGCUGGCCACCAUCUCCCACUCCGACGACCCGAGUGUCUUUCCCGCGCAGGAGAUCGCCAGCGCGAACGCAUUUGAGAUGGUGCUCCCCGAGCAGAAGAAGAAGAAGAAGAAGAAGGAGGAUCAAGCAAGUCCUCCUCCUGCCGCAGCAUCGGCCGCAGCGUCGGCGAAAGCUCACCUGGCCAUCAUCCCCGAAGCGUCGCGCAUGAACCACGACUGCGCGCCCAACGCCAUCUUCCACGUGAACGCCUCGACGCUGACACACGUCGUGCGCGCGACCCGUCCCAUCCACCAGGGCGAGGAGAUCACCAUCGCGUACACCAACCCGCUGGCCCCGCGCGCCACGCGACAGAGAUACCUCGCCGGCGCGUUCCACUUCAAAUGUACGUGCGGGCGUUGCCUUCGCCACGGCACCGGUACAGAUGCAGAUGCAGAUGCAGUACUGGCCGAGAUCUCUGCGCUGCAGACCGCAUUGUCGCGCUGGUCAGAUCCGACGGGCUCAGUCGCGGACGCCGGCGCCAACAACAUCAAACGCAUCGAGCGCCUGGUGCGCUUGCUCCGCGACGAGGGCCUGGAGGGAUACCUCGACCCAGCCUACUGCAUCGCCGCGCUGGUGUACAGCGCCGCCGGCAGCGUCCGGGGUGCCCGCAAGUACCUCGCCCUGGCGAUCGAGGCCAUCGAGCUGCGCCUCGGGCCUGGCGCGCCGGACCUGCCGGCUUGGAGGGACAUGUUGCAAGAUCCGACGAGGCACUGGAGCUGGAUGCUCAGCAAGAGGAAGAAGGGCAAGAUAUGA
Molecule: messenger RNA, 1401 nt
Organism: Fonsecaea erecta
Lineage: Eukaryota; Fungi; Ascomycota; Eurotiomycetes; Chaetothyriales; Herpotrichiellaceae
Exons: 1
Coding region: 1-1401 (466 amino acids)
Molecular function (GO): protein binding
Source: RefSeq, a predicted model, not a curated record